Penicillium bovifimosum is the source of this 465-nucleotide messenger RNA. RefSeq names its product ubiquitin-ribosomal 40S subunit protein eS31 fusion protein. Gene Ontology annotation, cellular component: nucleus; ribosome; cytoplasm. The transcript has 3 exons. Lineage: Eukaryota; Fungi; Ascomycota; Eurotiomycetes; Eurotiales; Aspergillaceae. The coding region runs from base 1 to 465 and encodes 154 amino acids. The record is from RefSeq and is a predicted model, not a curated record. Gene Ontology annotation, molecular function: structural constituent of ribosome; ubiquitin protein ligase binding; protein tag activity. Gene Ontology annotation, biological process: translation; protein ubiquitination; modification-dependent protein catabolic process.
AUGCAGAUCUUCGUCAAGACCCUUACGGGUAAGACUAUCACCCUUGAGGUGGAGUCCUCCGAUACCAUUGACAAUGUCAAGUCCAAGAUCCAGGACAAGGAGGGCAUUCCCCCUGACCAACAGCGCCUGAUCUUCGCCGGCAAGCAGCUCGAGGAUGGCCGCACUCUUUCUGACUACAACAUCCAGAAGGAGUCCACCCUUCACCUCGUCCUUCGUCUGCGUGGUGGUGGUAAGAAGCGCAAGAAGAAGGUCUACACCACCCCCAAGAAGAUCAAGCACAAGCACAAGAAGACCAAGCUUGCUAUCCUCAAGUACUACAAGGUCGACGGUGAUGGCAAGAUCGAGCGUCUCCGCCGCGAGUGCCCCGCCCCUGAGUGUGGUGCCGGUGUCUUCAUGGCUGCCAUGCACAACCGCCAGUACUGCGGUAAGUGCCACCUCACCUACGUCUUCGACGAGGCCAAAUAA